UUCUCCUUUCGUGCAGUUUUAUACUCUUAUUCUAUCUGCAAAUCACUUUUCUGAAACAAAAAAUGAAUACCCAAUCGGCCUAUCCUCACCAGCAUGGAGAAGGUGAAGAUGACCACCAUGAGAAAAACUCAGUUUUGAAAAAAGUGAAGGCAAAAGCAAAGAAGAUAAAGGAUACAAUUAAAAAACAUGGGCAUGGGCAUAACCAUGAUCAUGGUCAUGAGUACCAUGAAGGUCAUAUCCCUGAUGAUCAUGACCUGGACGAGGAAGACGAUGAAGAAGAAGAAGAAGAAGAAAUUGUUCAAGAUCCCGAAGUUCACGGUGCACCAAUGUACGAGUCUGCCGCUGCUAAAAUUGUUGUGUCUGGACAACCAGAAGACUUGAGCCGUCCUGGGAUUACAAACGACAGGUCAAAACCCAUGGUCCUGGAUCCUCUAGAAUCAAGGGGAAUAACCGGAAACUACGGGACAAAAGACAAUGAACCACCUAGCAGCGCUGUUGAUGGCUUGGAAGGCUUUGUGAGAGAACAAGCGAGGGUCGACUUUGGGAAGAGGACUGAUACUGUUGGGGAACCACUAGCGCCGCAAAACACACCUAUGCCGAGUUCUCAAGGCAAAGAUACGACCGGUCCUACGAGGACUUUUCUUCAUGGGGAAGGAGGAGGGUAUUCAGGGCAGCCAAAAGUUAAUUUACAAAGACCCAUAGGGUUGGAGGAAGACCCUGCUGCUCCUAAGGACAAUCCUGAUGCUUAUGUUACUACAAAUUAUCAGUCCAAGGUCACAGAUCCAACAGGAGAAGGUGGAGAAGGAAGAGGGAUAACCCCACUUUUGCACUCAAUGGAUAAAAUGAGUAUCUAUGAGGAAGACAAGGGUAGAAAGGACAAUUUACCUCCUGCAACUCAUCCUGUUGCAUCAGAAUUAUACCCUACAGGAAGCCAUAACCAGUUCUCUCCUGGACCAAGUCCUCCAUUAGACACCGGAACCAUGGACACAAAGCCUGAAGAACACCCACGUAAUGUUGCUGCUGAUGAGCCGGUAAACCAGAGCAGUUACACUGAGAAAAUAUCGUCGGCGACCUCUGUUAUUGCAGAUAAAGCAGUGUCAGCUAAGAACAUUGUAGCUUCAAAGCUCGGGUAUGGAGAAAAGGACGAGAGUAGGACUACCACGAAUGGAUCAAGUCCGACUACGAAAGGAUCAGCUAUAGAUUAUGGAAAGAAAAUGGCUGCAACUAUGGCGGAUAAACUAAGUCCUGUUUACGAGAAAGUUGCAGGAGCGGGAAGCACCAUGGUGUCGAAGCUACACGGUCCCGGCUCUGGGACGGCAACCGAAGUGUAUCCUGAUCAGGUUCAAGAUCAGGACAAAGGGGUCUCAAUGAAAAGCUAUAUCGCGGAGAAAUUGAAGCCUGGUGAAGAAGACAGGGCACUAUCAGAAGUCAUUUCGGAGGCCUUGCAAAAGCGAAAAGAGGAACCAGAGAAGGAAACAACGGCGGCAAGAGGGAAAGUGACGGAGUCGGAGGAGGUGGCAAGGCGAUUGGGCACGACGGGCGAAACAAACGAAAGGGUAGGUUCAGGAUCCAUGAAUAGUCCCACUAAGAGUGUAGUGGAUAAACUUAAAGGUACUGUUGGUUCCUGGUUUGGCAAAAGUGAAGUGUCUUCCCAGGGAACUGAACAGGGACAUGGUUCAUCAUCUGGUAAUAAUGGUGUUCCAAGUUCUACCGGCGAGCGACGUCUUCAAGAAUCGAGCAAUUGAUUCAAUUAAGAAAUCUACAAGGAAUGAUAUAAUGGAAGAUGUUUUAUCUUUACGCUUUGUGUGGAGAUCAUCAUGUUGUUUUUAAAAAAUUCAUUGAAUGUGUGUAGCCAUGGGCUUAUGGCCUCUGUUUCAUGUGUGUACUUUUUCACAGUGUUUAUAUAUAUUCUGGUUAACAAAUUUGGGUGCUCUUUACACCAAAAAAGAA
Molecule: messenger RNA, 1950 nt
Organism: Gossypium raimondii (Peruvian cotton)
Lineage: Eukaryota; Viridiplantae; Streptophyta; Magnoliopsida; Malvales; Malvaceae
Product: low-temperature-induced 65 kDa protein
Exons: 4
Coding region: 63-1745 (560 amino acids)
Biological process (GO): response to stress; response to abscisic acid
Source: RefSeq, a predicted model, not a curated record